Molecule: messenger RNA, 1601 nt
Organism: Cuscuta campestris
Lineage: Eukaryota; Viridiplantae; Streptophyta; Magnoliopsida; Solanales; Convolvulaceae
Source: the annotation of a GenBank genome assembly
AAGAAAAAUCCACAGAGCACAUUUCCAGUCAUCAAGUCCACUGUUGGAGGCUCAAAGGUGAAGCUUUCGCAGAAGAAAUUGGGAAGAAAGCUUCGCCUUCCCAAUUCUGGAGUUGAAGUUGGGAAAUUUCCAGUCAAAAAUCUGGACUGGAACAUCAUUGGAAUUUCUGGGCGAACUCCUUCUGGCCCAGCAAAGAAAUCAGAUCUGAACAACGAUUACAAGUUGAUUUUGGAACUGGUCAUCGCCUGCCUCGAAUGUGGGAGUGGAAGUCAUGCCGAUGACAUCACCCAGGAGAGAGCCUUCAUCAUCAACGCUCUCAUUACCAAAACUAAGGUAAACUGGGCUGCACACUUUUUCAAUUCCAUCUCAAAGCAUUUGGGAAAGCCCAACCAGAAAUAUCUUUGUCAAGGACUAUACCUUGGACAUAUCUUGGGGUCUAUGGGUAUUGCUUCUAAAGGAAAGAAGUAUGGAGAAAGAUACUGGCUAUACUACUUAUCCUCCAAAGGAGAAAACAGAGCCAGUGCUAGUACCACUGCAGAAGAUAGCUCAUCAGAUAAUGUCCUACUCAUCCAUAUGGCAAAGACUGCCAAAAGAAAGCAAGUGGUGUCCCCUUCUCCCUCCAUUGAAGCACCACAGAAUCUUGCCUUGGUAUGUUUGGAAGAAGAAGAAGAAGUCUCUGACCAUGGAGAACUUCAAAGGAAGAAGAAGAGAAAGAUCAACUCUUCAUCAACAUCCAAAGAUAUCGAUUCGGAUGAGUUGAAGGAGAAGGAAACUGCUGAGGAAACCUCUAUUCAAAACCGGAGCCCUCAACAAUUUGAAGAAGAAAUCCCUCCAGUCCAAAGCCUUCCAACCUCAUCUCAGCCUCAUACAGAUGAUGCUGACAACAAAUUCUGGCAGCUCUACUAUAAUUGGAGAGCUUGGAAAGUUGGAAAUUCAGAAGAGCAACUGUUGGAUUGGGACCAACAGCUGAAGAAUGAAAAUAUUAUCAAGAAAUGCCUAGGACUACCAGUCAACCACUGCUGUGAAGACAUCUUGGAUGACUACUGGGUAUGGCAAAGGAACAAUGAGGAUCUGCAUUUGGAACACUUGGCCACUACACCAGUUUUAGACAUUGAAGCAGAUGAUGAAGAUACUGCAGUCUACAAGCCAGUCUUCUCAAAAGCCACAGAAGAUCAAAUGGCUCCCACUUCUGAAGAAAUAGCUGUUUUGGAAGCAACAGUUGAGGAUUUCUCUAUCUUUACGGAAACCUCACAUGCGUUCGAAAUGGUUCUGACUGAAACUGUUCAAGAGAAGGCAGCCUCUUCCCCACAAGAGUAGAACCAGGAAGCAACUGAAGAAGAAGAAUUUCAGCGACUGAUCCAAUCUCAAGUGCUCGAGAUCCUCACAACUCCUUGUGAGAUCUCCAAUCAGACACAACUUGAGAUUCUUGAAAAGUCAGCAGAAAUUCCGGAACAGUUAGCUAUUCCAGAAAUUAUGGAGAAAGAAGUAGAAGUCCAAAGGCACUCUGGAAAAGCUGAGAAGGAAUCUCAGAUGGCAGAAGAGGAGGUCUCUCAAACUCCAAUAGCCAUUUUUGAAGAACCAAAUGAAGCUGAAGAUAGUGA